CCUCUCCCGGGAAGAUGUGAGAACUGAGAAGCCCAGAAUGGCAGCUUCCACUUCUACUACUAGUACUACAUUUUGCCUAUCUUCCAAAAAUUCAACCAAAUUUCAAAAAUUUCUUCUUACAAAAACUUUUGUUUCAUUCCCAAAACCCAAAUUAACGGCUGCAACUAGUCAUUUUCGGUUACUUUCCAGAUGGGCUUUUUCCAAUUCCAGUUUUAAGAAACUCAGCCGCGUUUUCUGCAGCACACUCCCCACUGUCUCCACUUCCACAACCCACUACGAGUUUUCUGACGGUUCCUCCGAGGUGGAGUUAAGAUUAAAACUUGGGGAUGUGGAUGUAAGUUCUAAAGAUAUAUUUGUAGAUGCAAAUGACAAUUCCUUGGUGAUCAAGGUGCAGCAUUCUGGAUUUCUUCAGACUCUCAUAAACACCAGCUGUCUAUAUGAGAGGAUAAACCCUGGUGAAACAAUAUGGUAUAUAGAUGAUGAUGAGCUUGUUGUUAACUUGAAGAAGCAAGAUCCUGAACUGAAUUGGCCUGACAUUAUUGAGUCCUGGGAGUCUCUUACAGCAGGAGUCACACAACUUUUACAAGGAACAUCAGUUUAUUUAGUUGGGGAGUCAACUGAAAUAAACCAGAAGAUCGCUCGAGAGCUGGCAGUUGGCCUAGGGUAUAUACCUCUAGAAACAAAAGAGCUAGUGGAAGCAUUUGCAAAGCAAACAAUCGAUUCAUGGGUUGCUGCGGAGGGUUAUGAUGCUGUGGCUGAAGUAGAAGGUGCUAUAUUGGAAAAUUUGAGUAGUCAUGCUCGUAAGGUUGUGGCAACAAUAGGAGGGAAACAUGGUGCAGCUAGUAGGACAACUCAGUGGAGGCACCUAUUUGCUGGAUUUACAGUUUGGUUAUCAGAGUCAGAAGCAACAGAUGAAGCUUCAGCAAGAGAUGAGGCCACGAGGCACUUUGAAGAUGGUGUACAAGGUUUCUCUAAUGCAGAAGUGGUAGUCAAGCUCGGAGGUUGGGAUGCCAACUACUCAAAGACUGUAGCUCUGGCUUCACUGAGUGCCCUCAAACGCUUAAUCUUGUCAGAUAGAAAGCUUCCAGGUAAAAAGAGUCUUUACGUGAGGUUGGGAUGCCGAGGAGACUGGCCAGAUAUCAAACCUCCUGGUUGCAACCCAUCAACAACAGAUGAUGCAUCUCUUCCUGGAUCUUAACUCUUGGUAAACUGCACAAAGUUCUUUUCAGAAAGAACAAUCUGUUUGCUUCUUUUUAUUUUGCAUUUUUUGGAGAGGGAGCAAAGAGAUAGCUGCAUUAUGAAAAGAUGUUCACAGGGGCCAACUAUUAGCAGAAAUGCUUCUACUUAAUGUACGAGCUGAAUAUUGUAUUCCUGUUCCUGUGUGAAUAGCAUUUUUCUAGAUUUUGAACACAGUUUACUGGAGGUACUGCUUCAGCAAUAGCUGUAUGUACUGCUCACAGUAAAUUCUAUGUUAUCAGAACAAUAAACAUUUCAUUCUGAAAGUUAAUACUCAA
Coffea eugenioides is the source of this 1514-nucleotide messenger RNA. RefSeq names its product probable inactive shikimate kinase like 2, chloroplastic. Lineage: Eukaryota; Viridiplantae; Streptophyta; Magnoliopsida; Gentianales; Rubiaceae. The record is from RefSeq and is a predicted model, not a curated record. The transcript has 8 exons. Bases 38 to 1198 code for a protein of 386 amino acids.